Messenger RNA from Rosa rugosa (rugosa rose), 693 nucleotides. RefSeq lists its product as uncharacterized. The transcript is spliced from 2 exons. The record is from RefSeq and is a predicted model, not a curated record. NCBI's taxonomy places the organism in Eukaryota, Viridiplantae, Streptophyta, Magnoliopsida, Rosales, Rosaceae. The coding region runs from base 330 to 689 and encodes 119 amino acids.
UCGAGAACUUGAAAAUUGGUUUAGAGAUAAACCAGUGAGAGAAGAAGAAGAAGAAGAAGAAGACAAUGAAAGAAGAUGCCCUCGUGGCUGGUGGAAGGGUUUCGAUGAUGGACGCCUGGCACACCCAUCAAGAAACGUGUUAUGGGGAUUCAGUGCCCCUCUUGCCAAGUGCCUGCCAUUUUCUCUCUCUCUUCUUCUCCUCCUCCAUUUUGGUAUAUAAAAUUAUAAAUUCCAAAACCCAACUGUCCAUCUUCUACAAUCUACAUUGUUUUCCCUAGUUUAGCUCUGGUUCAGUAGCCUCAGGCUGCUGUUCCUGGCUCUUCUAGAUUAUGGAUUGGUUGCUUAAGUUAAGGAGAGCUUUGCUUGCCUUCUCUGCCAGACUCAAGCAUCGAAAAUCUGUAGGUGGUGCUGGUGGUGAUCUGUGUGGUGGAGUAGGUGGUCUGCUAAAGCUUCAAGAUGAUGUGCAAAUGUGUGGGUACCAAGAUGUACACAUUAUGUGGAACAUGUUGAGCAAAGCUCAACAGGAGGAGAUUCAGAUCAUGGCAAAAACUCAGUCACCUACCAAGCCGAAUCAGAAGCAACGAAGACGACAACGAUCAUCAUGUUCUUUCAGGACUUUCUUUGGACCAGCCACACAGAGCUGCGUCUUGGUUAGACUAGAAUCCAAUGCUUCUUCAAUCUUGAGUUGAGGAA